AUGGAGGAAGCACCAUGUGGACGCUGCAACUCACGGUGCCGGACCAGCCUUUCUACUGCCACGUUGUUCAGCAUCUACUUCCAGCCUUCUUUUGUUGUUGCAGCGAUCGUACCAUGCAAUGUGAGAUUGGCAUUCAAUGAGCUCAUCGGAGACACCGUGACCUUCGACACUCUUGGGGGCCCAUACACUAUGCAGGUCGAGAAGGGGCGAAAGAUAACCCAGAUAGGAGGAGAUGAUUGGGAUCGUUUCAUCGCCCGCAUGCGUCUUAGUGGGGUUGAAUUGAUCUGCUUCUCCUUCAGAAGAGAUAGGCCCUGGAUUUCUGUUAUCUAUCUAAAUUUGAUUCCGGAUAGUGAGGAUGAAGUUCAUGAGGAGGAAGAUGAUGCUGAUUCAGAUGAUGACGAUUCAGAUGAUGAUGAGAACCCACUUGCUGAAUACCUGUAUGCCCAAGGACUCAGACUGAGCGACGAGGAAAUCGGCAACCUUUGGGACAUGCUUCCGCUACGUGAAGACUACCUAGGGAAGCCAUUCGUGACCCGCCUCACAAGGACGAAUGUUAAACGGCAUAUCAUGAAAUUACCUAAGAGGUUACUUGAUAGCUGUGGCAUCGACCCGGACGAAGAAGGCAUGGCUGCUGGACUACGCCUUACCAGAACGGGCUCCAUCACCAGCUGUGCCUAUGCAGUGGACACGGACGGUCGCACUGUCUUGAGCAGGGCAGGGUGGAAAAAGUUCCUUCGUGCCAAGAAUCUUCGGGUAGGACAGGCCAUCCUACUCACUGUUGCGAACACCCGUCGCCAUGACUUGAGGAUGAUGAUCACCAUCCACCUCAUUUAGAACUGGGGUGGGCCAUGUAUCAAUGUGAAAUGAACUUGUUAUGUUAGCUCUUGUUUGCGAGUACUUGUCGUGUAUUACCGUACCUAUAUCUACUCAUAUCUAGGUACUAUUGCUUGUGAUGGAUUGCAACUAUUAUUAACUGGUAACUAAUGCUCUACUAGCUAUUGCAUCAGAAAAACCCUGUUUAUUUUUCUAAGCACCACCGUACGCAUCAAGCAUUGUACAAGGCUUAUCAUGCAUCACCAAAAUAGUAUUAACAACUUGGAACACUAAACCAGAGUAGCAGCAAACUGUUAAGAUAAACGGCAGAUC
This is a messenger RNA of Aegilops tauschii subsp. strangulata, 1146 nucleotides long. The record is from RefSeq and is a predicted model, not a curated record. NCBI's taxonomy places the organism in Eukaryota, Viridiplantae, Streptophyta, Magnoliopsida, Poales, Poaceae.